This is a messenger RNA of Rotaria socialis, 1188 nucleotides long. The record is from the annotation of a GenBank genome assembly. NCBI's taxonomy places the organism in Eukaryota, Metazoa, Rotifera, Eurotatoria, Philodinida, Philodinidae.
AUGCAUUUGUACUCACUGAGCAGUUUUUCAAUCUUAAUUUGUCUACUUUAUGUUCAAUCUCAAGUACUGUACGAAUGUAAUUUCGACAAUGCUACACUAAGCGAAAACUGCUUCACUACAGAAGUUUUACUUAUCUCAAAUUUGGCAGUCCUAACUAAUCAACCAUUAGAUCAUCCAGCAUCUGACGUUACAUCAGCUUUAAAGCCAACGAAUAAUGGACAAGUGUGUCAGUUACCCUACAAAGUAGGCAACUACACUUGGGACAUGUAUUUUUGCUACAAAGGCUAUUGCCCAACAGAAAAUGGUGAAAAUAGCGAGUGCGCACCAGGACAAUAUGCUGCGUUCCAGUUUCGUGAUAAUGCAACAGAGUCUUACCAACUCAAGACUGAAUUAAGUAACAUCAAUGUUACUAGUGAACAAUAUCUUAUCUAUUAUUAUUACAUAUCAAAUAUUGGUCAAAAAAGCAUAACAAUAAUUAAAGAAGUGGAUGGCACUAAUGAGACAAUCGAUUUUGUUACCAGUAGUCCUUUUAAUGGAUGGAUUAAACGUGAAAUACUCUUUAAUGCAACAGAGUCUGGUUACAAGAUCUAUUUCGAUUUACAAAAAACAUCACCGGAACUAGCUCUCUUUCAUAUGGCAUUGGACGAAAUAUCAAUUCGACAAGUCAAUGCUGAUGAUCAACAUACAACUACUGAUCUUUCUACAGCAAUUACAACUUCAGCUAUUGAUAUUGCCAGUUCGUCACUAUUAAUGUCGAAUACAUCUAUGUCGAUGGUUCCCGAUAUUUCAACAAAUGAUCAACAUAUAACUGACAAUCCAACAGCAGUAACAUCACUGCUAAUUCAAACUACUACAAUAACUUUGUCGACCGAAGCCACAACAACAGUAUUCAAAGUAGUCGACACAACAGCAUCAAGUGCUGCAGGGAGCUUCGGUACAACAUCUGUAACAAUAGAUGCGCCUACGAUCGCGAAUACCACAUAUGUUAAUGGUAAAAAUGAUAUUCUAAUUAUCAUUUUGGUCACUGUCAUACCAGUAGUUUCCAUUGCAAUUAUAAGCAUCAUCAUAUCGGUGAUACUAUUAUAUUCCACAAUUCUUCGUGGUCGUAAUUUACGUCGCUCAUAUCGAAAGAAGCGAAAGCAUUCAUUAAAAAAUUCUAUAGAAUUGAAUCGCAUUUCACCUAUUUAA